AUGGUUGAAUCUUUAUCAUCACUCAACUGGACAGUAGAGAUUGCAGAAGGGAAGGCAAUUCGUACAAAUGACAGUCCUCUUAAGGAAGAAACUUGUGAUAAAAAUCCGGGACACGAAAAUAUGGUUCCUUUCAAAGAUUUAAAACUAUCUCAUUUACCUGAAAACAACAGAACUGAAGAAAAAUUGGAUAAAUUACGGCGUAUGGGUAGAAGAGUUGUAAAACUGGAAGUUAAACGAUUUGAAGAAGGAAAAGGGACAUUAGUGAAGAAAGACAAUCAUAUUUGCGUCGUGGCAGAUAAAAAACUUAUUAAAACCGAUGAGGACAUUAAAAACUGCACGUUUAAAUUCCAACUAUGCGACCAUAUGAAGAUCUGUCGUGGUGAAAAAGUGUACCGCACAUACGAGGACACGGUGUUGUUUACUUUUCACCCAACGCUGGAUUUUGGUGAAUUUGAAAAGUGUACAAGUAAAUCAGCGACUUUAGAAGUUUUCAAACAUAGAUGUGGAACAGGUUUUGCUGGUAAAUAUAAAGAUCAGUAUACAAUUAAAACAAAUAACCACGUAGUAAGAACAGAUGAUGACAUACGCAAUUGCACUGUAUAUUUCAAUUUUGACGAAAGUGAUGGAAAUGCGAUAGUUUGCCGAGGCGAGGAUUUGCAAUGGACAUGUCCGUUCAGAGAUGUAACAUUGUUUUCAUUGAAAACUAUUCCCAAGUUUCUUGAAGAGAUGGAUAUAGUAAAUUUUGGUAAUUUAUUCCCAACUGUUGAAAUAUUGUAUAAUAACGGUAGUAAAAAUACAACCUGUAUUUGCAGCUAUGAGGAUAAAAAUGAUACGUUACACUAUGGUAUUAAUAUCAAUAUCAAUAGUCCAAAGAUUCAGGAUAUUAAAUUGAUAUUUCCCGAUGAUACUCGUAGUUAUCCGAGCAGUCAUUAUCUUCUGUUUGAUCCCAUUCCUAAUAACAUUAAAUCUCUGACACAGUCUAACGAUACGUUAGAGAUAGAGAUGCUAGAUAAAGAUUUUUCGGGGACAUAUGUCUGCAUAGAGAAUACGUAUUGCAUUAAACUCAAUGAAUCAACAACGAUUAAAGAAUCAAAGCAAAUGAAACUUCGUUUCCCCGAUAAUUUCAUCAGUCAUGGUAUAGGUGUUUAUUUUGAAAACAAAGAUUAUCGGGAUUUCUUUUUGGAAGGAAAUGAUUUAGACCCAAGCCUGGAAAGAAUAUACUUCUUUGAACUAAAACCAAGAACUAAUGAAAUGGACUUAUUUUUGCAUUCUGUAAGACAACUAGCAGCAGAUAGAUCUAACACUGAAGAUUUCUGUGUUAUAGGACAUCCCCAUGGUAAAAUAAAAACUGUAUCUUUCGGACAUCAUUUAGCUUAUAAAACAGAAAUAAUUCAUGAUGUCGGAGAAGAAUUCCGUUAUGUUCCAUGUAGGUUCUAUUCGUGUCCAACAUGUCCUGGAUGCAGUGGAGCUCCUGUGUUCAUGCUAGCAAGUGUGGACGCUAAAAAGACUUUUGGAACGACACACUUUAUGGGUAAAAAAAAGAAAAUCUUGCGAUUGACGGAAGAAAGGUUAAUACAAAUAAUUUAA
Lottia gigantea (owl limpet) is the source of this 1587-nucleotide messenger RNA. RefSeq lists its product as hypothetical. Lineage: Eukaryota; Metazoa; Mollusca; Gastropoda; Lottiidae. The transcript has a single exon. Bases 1 to 1587 code for a protein of 528 amino acids. The record is from RefSeq and is a predicted model, not a curated record.